Molecule: messenger RNA, 213 nt
Organism: Fusarium venenatum
Lineage: Eukaryota; Fungi; Ascomycota; Sordariomycetes; Hypocreales; Nectriaceae
Source: RefSeq, a predicted model, not a curated record
AUGACGGAAGCACAUCGAAAGACAUCAAGAGACAUGUCCCAAGCCGUACGACUCUUUGUGAACAGAGCGAACCGAGCUUUACAAAUAGGGGACGUGCAUGAUGCCAUUUUGUUGAUAAUACAUGUAGUUUUGGCGGCAAAAGGGGAUGUGGAUGACAACCAAGAUCUCAAUCGUCAAACCUACACAAUACACGAGAUGCAGCCCAAUGAAUGA